AUGAACAUCAAGGCAGAGAUCAGGCUGAUGCUUCCACAAGUCAAAGAACAACAAACAUUGCCAGCAAGCCACCAAAAGCUAGGGGAGUAUCCUGGAACAGAGUCUUCCUCACCACUUUCAGAAGGAGCCAACCCUACCAACAUCUUCAUCUCAGAUUUCAAGCCUCUCAAAAUAAUUAAUACUUUGGGCUCACCCACCGCUGUGGACUGGGCAACUAGUAGACAGGCAGCAUGGGGAAGGGAGAACCAGGGCGAGGGGGCUAUCGAGUGCGAGGCGCUGAUGCCUACCUUCAGCUGGGAGGAGAUUCAGAAGCACAACCUGUGCACAGACAGGUGGCUCGUCAUCGACCAAGUCUACAACAUCACCAAAUGGUCCAGCCGGCAUCCGGGGGGCUUUCGGGUCAUCAGGCACUACGCAGGGGAAGAUGCUACGGACGCCUUCCUCACCUUCCACUGCAACCUCGAUUUCAUGCGCAAGUUCAUGAAGCCCUUGCUGAUCGGUGAUCUGGCCCCGGAGGAGCCCAGCCAGGACCACAGCAAGAACAUGCAGAUCACUGAGGACUUCCAGGCCCUGAGGAAGACCACUGAGGAGAUGAACCUGUUCAAGACCAACCACCUGUUUUUCCUCCUCCUCCUGACCCACAUCUUCAUCAUGGAGACCAUCGCGUGGUUCACCAUCUUUUACUUUGGCAAUGGCUGGAUUCCAACCAUCAUUAUGGCCUUUAUUCUUGCUGCAUCUCAGGCCCCAGCUGGAUGGCUGCAACACGAUUUUGGCCACCUCCCUGUUUACAAGAAGUCUACGUGGAACCACAUUGUCCACAAGUUCACCAUUGGCCACUUAAAGGUAACUGUCAGCCACCCUGGGUGUCCGUCCCAUCAGUUAGCGUUUGAUGCAGCACUAUCUCACUUUACUCUGAGACCAGGACCUACCAAUCCCCUGCUUCUCUGACCUUCCAAGCCUUAUCACAUUAGACACACAGAACCA
This is a messenger RNA of Vicugna pacos (alpaca), 984 nucleotides long. Lineage: Eukaryota; Metazoa; Chordata; Mammalia; Artiodactyla; Camelidae. The record is from RefSeq and is a predicted model, not a curated record.